AUGCCAAUAGUACCUUCUCAAGCAGGAUAUCCGGUUAAUCGUCGUACCAAUUGUCCGCACAUUCAAGAUCAUGUCUCUCCGGAUUGGGCUAAAGUUACAGUAGAUGUUAGUAAACCAUGCACCGUUUGUAACGAUGCUAGCGAGAAUUGGCGCUGCUUAGAAUGUCAAGGUCACGCCGCUGAACAUAAUCAAGGCACUUCUCAUCCAAUAUCCGUUUCUUUUAGCGAUCUUUCUACUUGGUGUUAUGCUUGUGACGAUUAUGUAACUGACCCGCUUCUUAAACCUAUCGAAGCAGCUUUACAUCUCUCUAAAUUUGGGACCAUACCUCCAGAUUCAGGUGAUAUUGAAAUUGCGAGUGAAGAGAAUUCUACAGCAGGUGGAGAGGGAACUAGCGGUUCUGCAUCAAAAGCUUAA
This is a messenger RNA of Funneliformis caledonium, 414 nucleotides long. The record is from the annotation of a GenBank genome assembly. Lineage: Eukaryota; Fungi; Glomeromycota; Glomeromycetes; Glomerales; Glomeraceae.